CAAUGACGGCCGCAGCCAUGGCCGGCGGUGCACACAAGCUGCCCAGCACCAAGGAGGAGAGGAAGUUAAGGAAACCCCUAAUUGAACGGAAGCGCAGGGAAAGGAUUAACAACUGCUUGGACCAGCUGAAGGAGACUGUGGUUGGUGCGUUCCACUUGGAUCAGUCUAAACUGGAAAAAGCAGACAUCCUGGAAAUGACUGUGAAACACCUCCAGAACAUCCAGAACAGCAAGCUGAUUGCUGACAGCAAAGUGGGCCUUGAAGCUCAGCAGAGGUACAGCACGGGAUACAUUCAGUGCAUGCACGAGGUCCACAACCUUCUCCUCACCUGCGAGUGGAUGGACAAGACGCUGGGGGCACGCCUGCUAAACCACCUGCUGAAAUCCCUACCCAGGUCUGGAGAAGACACCUCCAAAGCAGCAUUAAGUUCUUCGAGCCCGUCUCAGCAGCCUCUCCUGACUGCAAAAACCCCACUGAGUCCUAAAGGGAAUACUCCCAGCACAAAUACAUCUCAGGAGCACUUCCACCCAGUGGAACACAAACAGGCUUUGAAAAAUUCAUUCCAACCACCCUCGCUGUCGGGUUUUGGCCAGGUCGAUGCUGUGCCUCCCAGACAGGUCCUGCAGCCCAAUUUUUCCCAUAAUAACCCUAGUAUGGGGUCAUUAGAUAUGUGGAGACCAUGGUAA
Messenger RNA from Centrocercus urophasianus (Greater sage-grouse), 686 nucleotides. RefSeq names its product transcription cofactor HES-6-like. The transcript has 4 exons. The coding region runs from base 3 to 686 and encodes 227 amino acids. NCBI's taxonomy places the organism in Eukaryota, Metazoa, Chordata, Aves, Galliformes, Phasianidae. Gene Ontology annotation, biological process: regulation of neurogenesis; regulation of transcription by RNA polymerase II; anterior/posterior pattern specification. Gene Ontology annotation, molecular function: DNA-binding transcription factor activity, RNA polymerase II-specific; protein dimerization activity; RNA polymerase II cis-regulatory region sequence-specific DNA binding. The record is from RefSeq and is a predicted model, not a curated record. Gene Ontology annotation, cellular component: nucleus.